Cladocopium goreaui is the source of this 4488-nucleotide messenger RNA. The record is from the annotation of a GenBank genome assembly. NCBI's taxonomy places the organism in Eukaryota, Dinophyceae, Suessiales, Symbiodiniaceae.
GAGAUCUACUUGGACGUGGCGUGGAGCGCCUGGCAACAGGUCAUUGGAGACGAGCGACGUCAACGUGAGAUGCCCAAGGCACAACAGAUGUAUGAGAAGGUUCUCCGCGACACCCAUGAAGCUAUGGGCUUGAACUGCCUCACGAUGUGGAGCAGCAAGGCCGCCGUGCUCCCUUGGCACCUCAGCACUGGGGAGGCCAAAAGUCUCUUGGAGAAGGCACUUCCAUCGGUCUCAGUCGAAGAUUUGGAGAUUUUGAUGGAGACCUUACCAGUUGCGGAUGGUCAGCUCUCCUUCAUUCAACUUAUGUCCUGGCUCUAUCCAUCCAACGAGUCUUCCAUCGAUACGGACGAAUGGAAGGUCCGAAGAAGACAGCAUUGUUCCUGGGCUUCCCGCGGGCGUUCUUUGCUCGUGUUGUCCACCAUUGCGGAGCCGUUUCAACACUUUUGGCGCGAAGUCUUUUUAGACCUGGCUUGGUCGGCCUGGGCCCUUGCCGUGGCCACCUCCCGGCGUCAACGCACGCUGCCGGAGGCACAAGCCGAGUUUGAAUCGGAGGCCGACCGCAUCUCCGCACUCUGUCGCGAGGUGUCCCUAGAUGAUGUGGCCAGCAGCGCGUUGCACAACAUCUUGGCGAGGUGCCAGGAAGAAGCAGCCUUUGGAAGCGCCGAGGGGCAACUGGCAGAUCUCCCCCCCGGUUUUGACCGGGAUCGCAUGAUGGAGGUAUUGAAGAUCAAGGAGCAAGCGAACGAGAAGUUCAGGGCAGGAGAUUAUUUCAGUGCCAAGUGCCUGUAUUCUGGAAGUCUUGAGAUGCUCGAGCGAUGUUGCCUCCAUCUGGACAGAGCUGAUGGUGUUUGGGAAGGCAUCAAGAACAACAUGGCCCUCUGCGACUUGAAGCGCCAAGAAUGGGGCCGUGCCGUUGAAACCACCUCCGAAAUCCUGCAGCGAAACGCCAAAAAUACCAAGGCGCUCUACCGAAGAGGUGUGGCGCGUAUUGGACAAAACAAGUUGAAGGAUGCCCGCGAGGACUUGGAGUCCGUGGUGGAGUUGGAGCCGGAGAAUGCGGACGCACGCCACAAGUUGGCGGAGAUUCUGAAGCAGCUUCGAGCCAAUCGAACCGCAGAGAAGGAGCAGGCCGACAAGCUUCGGGGCUUCUUGCGCGGUGAGCGCAUUGAUGACACCGUGCCCAUCACAGAGGAUGGCAGCGUCCGGAAACUGCAUGGCAACGAAAACUCGCCACUCUUUGCCUCGUGGAUCAAACGCGCCUGGCUGGAAGAGAAGAGUGGCGUGGUCGGCGUGCUCACCUGUCAUGUGGUCAUGAAGACCCCCGCGGGGAAGGAGCUGCUGAACACGCGGAAGCCCCCGGGCGCCCUCUCCACUGAGCUUGGUGCGACAGCCAUGCAGGGCCCCCGCGCCGCCGAGCGACCGGCCGAGCCGGCACGCUGGGUCAUGGACGAUGCCUGGGGCGCGGUGUUCAAAGGAUGGAACAGCGCGGGCAAAACGCUGCAGCUCUAUGAGUUGGGGAAAUUUGAAGUCGCACGACAUCAGAUGGGACCUUCAGUGGAGCCCAGCGUGCGCCGUUGCCUCCGGACCUGGCUCGGCGACCGCGAGGCGCAGCGCCGGAUCUACGGCGACCUGGACGAGGCCGCACGGUCUGCGGCGCUGCGACGGCAGGCGGUGCAGAUCUUGGGAUUUCCCGAGGAGUUCUGCCUGGAGGAGGAGACUGAUUCAGGGUCCACCUUGACCAUGGAGAUGGAAUUGCUGGAAUCCUCUGAGUUUGUGGAUGUAGACGGUGAUGGCAAAUAUCUCCUCCAAACCAUCAAGGAAGGCAAGGCUGGUGGUGCCAUGGUGAGAGAAAUGUCGACGAUCCAUGCGCAUUUCAGAAUAGCCAAGCUCCUCAUGAACUAUGCCCUGAAAGACACCAGACUGGGCUUGGCCAAUGGCGCGAAUGGCCUGGUCCUGCGCGCAGACCGUAGCAAGGAACCGGUGGAAUUUGUGUUAGGGGAAGAGCUUUGUGCCUCUGAGGGUGAUUUUGUCCCUCCCUGCGUGGGGCAGUGCUUGAAGCUUUAUCCAGGCCCUGUGACUGAGGGCACUCAUUUUGAGAUGAUUCUGCGCGAUGGUGUGCCCAUCCGCGAAAUGGAGAAGGACAUCCACAGUGCCUUCAGUGAUGGCCGCUAUGCUGGCUUGCCGGACACCAGCGGCCCCGUGUGCAUCCGGAUCGAGGUCGAGAAGGUCACUCCAGCUUGUGAAGGACCAGCAGACCGUCAAUGGAAGGGCUUGGAGACCCUGGUAGCCGAACGUCGCCGUGCUGAAGCCCUGGAAGCUCUGGAGGAGGGACGUCACAGGGAAGCGGCGCUGCGACGCUGGCGGCGGAUUCUCAGGUGGUUUGAUGAGAUUUUUGCAAGCCGCCGAUGGAAAACCCAGGGUGCUAAGACCGGUGACAGCAUGUACGACCUCCAAUGGGACGACGACUCUGCUCCAGCGCAAUUGGCGGCGCCGUUCCAGUUCACAGCGGAGGCGGCGGAGGCCGAGUGGCUGGAACAGCGGACGGCGACGGUGGAGAAAAUGCCGCAAGGGAUGGAAGUGGAGGACGCCCUGCUGCAGCAGCUGUCGCCCGACGAGCUGCGCGAGUUCGCCGCGGCGCACGCGGCCUGCGCCGAGCUGCUGGGCUCGGGCGCCUCGGGCGCCUCGCAGCAUGGCAGGUGUGCGGUUCAAGCCUGCAAGCUUACGACUGUGCCCGUGGCUGUAGAGGUCCGCGGCCGCUCGGCGUUGGCUUGGCGUUUGGCGGAAGAGGGCAAGUCUGAAGAGGCCCUGGCCAUUUUGAAGGAGGCGCAAGCGUUGGAUCCGCAAAACACGGCUUUGAGGGACCAGGCGGCGAAGUUGAACCAACAGGACUCUCAAAGCAAGUCGGUCACGACGCUGGAGGCCUUGAAGUCCCUGAAGCACGAUCUGAACGACAGCCUGGAGGCCAAAGACCUUCUGGGUCUGAAAGCCUUGCUGGAAGAACUGGACGCCCUGCCACUGACCUGGGAAGCUGCAGCCGAGACGAAGAUCGGCAAGGAGGUGGGCCUUUGCGCCAAGCUGUCAGACGCUGCAGUGGCGGAGCUCGCUCAGAGCAUUAUCGCUAGGCUGCACAAACUCGCCAAGCAGGAACGUGAGAUGAGGAAAGUGACAGACCAUCCGAAAGCGUUGGCGGAAAAAAUCCACGUGGAGAUGAGCAUUGCAGAUGUCGAGAAGCCUCUGCUGCACCAUGAAGAGGAGAAAUCCUCGCGCUUGUUGGUGCAGAUCGCUUUCGCCAUCAUUGGCUUAGCCACGUCCGUGCUGUGGAACCAGCUCAUGCUAUGCGUGGUGGUGCUCACCCAGCUCUUCGGCAAGUCCGCACUGGCUGAAGCCGCCACGGCGCAGAACGCGUGCUGCGCGGCGGCGAUGAUGGUCUUGACCUUCGGACAGAGGCUAUUGCCUGCGGCACAAAUGACUGGCAAAGGUCGGUUGCUUCUCUGUGCAGCGAGCUUAUUUGCCAUGUUUUCUUUUGGCUUCGUUCUGGCCUCCAUGGUUUACCACGUCGAUGGCGCCCAUGAAGUUUUUUUGCUCGUCGUGGCCCUCAAUGGGCUUUGUACAGGAAUGUCUCAAAAUUUGGCAGCUUCAAUUUCAACGAUCUACCCAGGCGCCUCUGGAGCUUUGCUUUUCGGUGAGUCCAUGUCGCCCUUGGUAGCUGUGGUCAUCUCGUGCAUCACGGAGCUGUCCCUGCAACGCAACCAGCGCUUUGCCCAGGCAGCGGCCUGGACCUUAGUGCAGGCGCAGGCGUUUGUGCUGGUGGCGCUGCUGGCGUGUUUGUACCUUUGGCUACACGGCGAUGCUGCGGCAAAGCCCGCGCAGACCGUAGCGGAAUGUAUCCUUGAAGGCGGCCCUGCCAGAGAAUAUGUCCUGCACAGGGUUGCUCAGUUGCUUUGCAACGCAGUGGUUGCCUUCUGCUGUUGCUGCGCCUGGGUCUUUUUACUGUGUACAUCGCCCUUCAUCGCAGAAGGCCUUUGUGGAAGUAAGGCGCUGUGUAGCAGUUUGCUUCCGCAGCGGAUGAUUUCCAUCUCGAACAUGGCAGCAACGUUCGGGCGACUCAUGGGCUUGAAGGUGGGUACGCAGUGGCUCCCCUCUCUGGUCCUGGAGAGUUUGAUGUUGUUGUGCUUCGUCCUCCUAUUGGUGUUCGCAUGCAUCGGUGGAAGACUGGUGGAAGCUUCGUUCACAGCAGCACUGGCUACGGGGCUGACCAUGUUUGGAGGACUGACGUUGUGGAGCAACUUCCUUUUGAUGCGAAAUGACCACAGUGCUCAGAAGAGCUGUGGACAUAGUGUGAUUCUCCCUUGCCACGUCACUACAGAGGUCAUGUGGCUGGCCAUUCAAGUCGGUUCCAUCGCUGGAACUUGUUUAGCAGCUUCACUCUGAGGGCCCUCGUCGUUUUACCACGCUGGGCGGUGCUCGCUGCCCGGAACUCCAUAAAAC